CCCUAAGGGGAGUUGCGCUGUGGCCUCCCGGGCCGAGGUGGGCCUGCUCACUGGAAGAUCGCACCACAGCCAUGAGUAGUAACGAUUCCUUCACGUGUGGACGCGCUGGCUACUCGGCCCGGGGAUGCCCUAGAGGAGGAGCUGGAGGGAGAGGAGGUAGAGGCCAUGGCAGAGGUUCUCAAUGCAGUUCCACGUCCCUAUCAUACACCUGUUACCGCUGCGGUGAGUCUGGUCAUCAAGCUAAGAACUGUGUCCUCGGAAACAUCUGCUACAACUGUGGGAGAAGCGGCCACAUCGCCAAAGACUGUAACGAACCUAAACGAGAGAGAGACCAAUGCUGUUAUACCUGCGGCAGACCAGGACAUCUGGCUUGUGACUGUGAUCGUCAGAAAGAGCAGAAAUGCUAUGCUUGCGGCCAACUUGGGCACAUUCAGAAAGACUGCGCCAAGGUCAAGUGCUACAGAUGUGGCGAGACCGGCCACAUGGCCAUCAGUUGCAGCAAGGCGAUCCAAGUCAACUGCUACCGCUGUGGCAAACCCGGACACCUAGCCAGGGAAUGUCCUAGUGAGGCUACUGCUUAAAUCUUUUCCCUUUGUCAUCUUCACCCCCUCCUUUUGCUGACUGAUGAUUUUAUUAUUUUCUCUGAAACCAUCACUGACCAAAAGGUUGAUUGAGAUUGAGGGUACUUUCAGGCACGUGAGCUUUAAUUACCAUGUUAAAGGAGAAAAGAGCUAGAAAAAAAAAAAAAAAACCUCAGAAAAGUUAAUCAUUUGUAUAUGCCCCACAGUUAAUGUGUUGCUUCUACCCCACAGGCAACUCUAGUUAUUGAGUAGUCAUUCUGGGCACUAAUCA
Messenger RNA from Saimiri boliviensis boliviensis (Bolivian squirrel monkey), 852 nucleotides. It is a transcript of the gene ZCCHC13, whose product is annotated as zinc finger CCHC-type containing 13. The record is from RefSeq and is a predicted model, not a curated record. NCBI's taxonomy places the organism in Eukaryota, Metazoa, Chordata, Mammalia, Primates, Cebidae. Gene Ontology annotation, molecular function: zinc ion binding; nucleic acid binding.